AUGAAUAGUCUAGCAACGGCAACAAGGAAUCAGUUCAUAUCUCAGCAUUUUGCAAAUAUACCUGAAACCCAGACACAAGUUCCAAUACUAUUUUAUGUUAUACACAUCCAUAAUAUCAGUAAAUCGCGUCUAAAUCAGCUAGAUCAAUGGAAAGAAUAUGAAGAUCCUAAUAGUGUAUCAGUGGAUAGAGUCAGUAAAUCUAAAGGGAAAUCUAAAAGAGGCUCGAAUAAGGUUAUCACUCUGGUAGAGAUGGAUAGUGAAAAUGGCACUACAAACCUUAAUGCUAAUACUGGGUGGUCAUCGAAUGAUGUAUAUAAGUUAGUUUUGAAAGAUAACUUUGACAACUACUGCUAUGCUUAUGAAUAUGAUGACAAGCUAUCCUUUAUAAGAACAAAUAACAAUUCGGAAAUCCCACUUUCGAUUCCGUUAGGAGGUAGAUUGAUUGUGAAUAAGGGGACUACCAUAAUGAAUGGUAUGCUUAUGUUGAAGAAUAUAAAUUGUCAAUAUUUGGGAAUUGAUGAACGUGAUACGCGUUUAUUUCAAACAUUGAAUAGCAAUUUGGUUGGAAAGUACAUUUCUGUUUUAAAAAAUGAGCUAAAGCUACCUGAAAAGACUUAA
Molecule: messenger RNA, 618 nt
Organism: Hyphopichia burtonii NRRL Y-1933
Lineage: Eukaryota; Fungi; Ascomycota; Pichiomycetes; Serinales; Debaryomycetaceae
Gene: NCE4
Product: Nce4p
Exons: 1
Coding region: 1-618 (205 amino acids)
Source: RefSeq, a predicted model, not a curated record